Neltuma alba is the source of this 1519-nucleotide messenger RNA. Its product is annotated as metalloendoproteinase 1-MMP-like. Gene Ontology annotation, cellular component: extracellular matrix. Lineage: Eukaryota; Viridiplantae; Streptophyta; Magnoliopsida; Fabales; Fabaceae. Gene Ontology annotation, molecular function: metalloendopeptidase activity; zinc ion binding. Bases 288 to 1367 code for a protein of 359 amino acids. Gene Ontology annotation, biological process: proteolysis; extracellular matrix organization; collagen catabolic process. The transcript has a single exon. The record is from RefSeq and is a predicted model, not a curated record.
ACCCCAUCUUCUUCCUCGUUAAUCUCAUCCUAACUUCUUUGUUCUUCGAUGUCAACAAGUUUCGUUCAAUAACCUUAAUUAUUUAAUAAAUUCAUAUGUAUAUGUAUAUAUAUUAUAGUUGACGUCGUCAUGAUAUAUAUAUAUAUAUAUGAUAAUCUACCUUGUGGUGCUCCAAUUUUAUAUAUGAGAUUUUAAUAAGUUUGGAGGCUCCGAAAUAGAGAGAGCUCUGCGUUUUCGUUAUUGAUCAGCGCCCAAAUCCCGACACAACUACUGAUUGGAAGGCGGUUAUGUUUCCGUUUUUCCGUUAUGAUUGUCUCUGGUUCAUCUUCUUCUUCUUCCUCCUCUUCUUUUCCCGCCCUUGUUUUCCCGCCAGAAUGACGCCCGAAAUGGUGACUGUAACGACCAAUCAUACCCACAACGACGCCACGUGGCGGGACUUCUCGAGAUUCCUCCACGCCGAGAGAGGAAGCCAGGUCAGCGGCAUGUCGGAGCUGAAGAAGUACUUUAAUCACUUCGGGUACCUCUCUAAAACGACGCCAUUUAACUUCACGGAUGAGUUCGACUCCGAAUUCGAGUCCGCCGUCACGCUUUACCAGAAGAAACUCGGAUUAUCCGUCUCCGGAAAGCUCGACUCCGACACGAUCUCCACAAUCAUGGCGCCGAGAUGCGGCGUCAGCGACUCCUCCUCGCGUACCCUACACUCCACUCGUCACUUCGCUUACUUCGACGGCAAGCCAAGAUGGGUUCGCGACUCUCCGAUGAAUCUCACCUAUGCUUUCUCCCCAGACGCCAUGAUCACCCGUUUAAGCAUGCCGGAAAUCCGAACGGCGUUCGAGAACGCGUUCUCACGGUGGGCCUCAGUGAUUCCGGUGAACUUUCUGGAGACUUCAGAAUUAGAAGCGGCGGAUAUCCGGAUCGGGUUUUACUUCGGGGACCACGGUGACGGAGAGCCGUUCGACGGAGUGUUAGGGGUAUUAGGCCAUGCGUUUUCACCACAGAACGGGAGAUUCCAUCUGGACGCAGCUGAAACAUGGGCCGUUGAUUUCGAUCAAGAAGGGUCAAGAGUGGCGGUUGACUUGGAGUCAGUGGCUACGCACGAGAUAGGUCACGUGCUGGGGCUGGCCCACACGAGUGAUAAAGAAGCAGUGAUGUACCCGAGCUUGAGUCCGAGAACGAGAAAGAGAGAGUUGAAGAUGGAUGACGUGUUGGGAAUUCAAGCGUUGUAUGGGUCAAACCCAAACUUCACGUUUAGUUCUUUGUUGGAAUCGGAAAAUUCUUCCAACUUCGCUGUUCGUAUUGACGGUGAUUUGGCUCAGUGGCCCCUGCUUCUGGCUUUGGCAUUGUUCAUGUUAUUUUCAUGGACUUGAAAAAUUCUUUUGUAUUUUUGUUGAGGUCGAUAUACAGGUAGGCAUGUGUAUUUUUCAUUCUUUGGUUGAUAUUUGUAAAGCUGAAGUGAAUUAGAACAAUGAUUCACGCACAAUGGAAGGAUAUAGAAAUUAAGAAGGUUGAGUUACGCUAA